AUGGACAGUCAUCCGCUGUGCACUAGACUGUGUCCACAUUCUCUGAGUGACAAAGACGAUGGAGUGGAGAGGCAGGGCCCUGUGACCCUGAACCCCCGGCACAUGAGGAAGGCUUUUAAAGUCAUGAACGAGCUGCGCAGCCAGAGCCUACUGUGUGAUGUGACCAUAGUAGCAGAGGAUGUUGAGAUAUCGGCCCACAGAGUGGUUCUCGCAGCUGGAAGCUCCUACUUCCAUGCGAUGUUCACAGGGGAGAUGACAGAGAGCCGUGCCAAGCGGGUGAGGAUUAAGGAGAUGGACGGCUGGACUCUGGGGCUUCUGGUGGACUACAUUUACACGGCAGAGAUCCAGGUCACAGAGGAAAAUGUGCAGGCUCUGCUGCCUGCUGCUGGUCUGCUCCAGCUGACCGAGGUGAAAAAGGCUUGUUGUGAGUUCUUGAGCUCCCAGCUUCAUCCCUCCAACUGUCUGGGAAUCCGAGCCUUCGCUGACCUCCACGCCUGCUCCCAGCUGCUCACACAGGCUAACAGCUACGCAGAGCAGUAUUUUACAGAAGUAGUGGGAAGUGAAGAAUUCCUAAAUUUGGGCAUGGAUCAAGUGUCGAGCCUCAUCGCUAGUGACAAACUGACUAUUCCCACAGAGGAGAAGGUUUUCGAGGCUGUUGUUGCUUGGGUCAACCAUGAUAAGGAUGUUCGCCAAGAGCACUUGGCUCAUCUGAUGGAACAUGUGCGGUUGCCACUUCUAACUAGAGAAUAUCUGGUGCAGCGCGUGGAGGAAGAGUCUCUUGUUAAAAACAGCAGUGCCUGCAAAGACUACCUGAUCGAGGCUAUGAAGUAUCAUCUGCUGCCCGCCGACCAGAGAGCUUUAAUGAAAACAGCACGUACUCGGAUGAGGACCCCAGCCUGCUGUCCCAAGGUGAUGGUCGUGGUUGGAGGACAAGCUCCCAAGGCUAUCCGGAGUGUUGAGUGUUAUGACUUUGAAGAACAGAGAUGGUACCAAGUCGCCGAGCUGCCCACAAGGAGGUGCAGAGCAGGGGUUGUCUACGUGAGCGGGUGUGUAUAUGCAGUCGGCGGCUUCAACGGCUCGCUCAGAGUGCGGACAGUGGACUGUUAUGACCCCAUGAUGGACCGAUGGACCAGUGUGAACAGUAUGCAGGACCGCCGCUCCACACUGGGGGCAGCGGUGAUGAACGGCCUCCUCUACGCAGUGGGAGGCUUUGAUGGGAGUACAGGUUUGUCCACGGUCGAAGCCUACAACUCCAAAACAGACGAGUGGUUUCACGUCCUGCCCAUGAGCACGCGCCGGAGCAGUGUGGGAGUCGGCGUUGUCAAUGGAAUCCUUUAUGCUGUUGGAGGUUAUGAUGGCGCGACGAGGCAAUGUCUGAGCACAGUAGAAGCAUACAAUCCCAAGAGCAACACGUGGAGCUACAUCGCAGAGAUGGGAACCAGGCGCAGUGGGGCAGGAGUGGGAGUGUUGAAAGGAUUACUAUAUGCAGUGGGGGGACACGAUGGACCUUUGGUUCGGAAAAGCUGUGAGGUAUAUGACCCCGCCUCUAACAGCUGGAGACAGGUGGCGGACAUGAACAUGUGUCGAAGGAACGCAGGUGUGAGCACAGUAAACAACCUGCUAUAUGUGGUGGGAGGAGAUGAUGGCAGCUGUAAUUUAGCCUCGGUGGAGUUUUACAAUCCUGGGACCGACAAGUGGACCCUUCUGCCUACAUGCAUGAGCACAGGAAGAAGUUAUGCAGGUGUAACAGUGAUAGAUAAACCCCUAUGA
Molecule: messenger RNA, 1770 nt
Organism: Knipowitschia caucasica
Lineage: Eukaryota; Metazoa; Chordata; Actinopteri; Gobiiformes; Gobiidae
Source: the annotation of a GenBank genome assembly